AAACACGCAAACACCGGGAGAGUGGUGAAUGUCACGGCGUUUGCUUGGGGUCCCGUGUUUAUUAUGAUCGAUUAGGUCAAGGCUCAGAGACCGCGGACGCCGGAUCAGAGUGACUGUCUCUACCGCUCGGCUCAGUUUAGCCCUCCGCGGCUAUGGGAGCUCGCCGUUAAGCUCUCUCACGGACACCGGAGGACCGAGGUGCGUCCGGGGAGAGGGGGGCAGCACGAGGGAUAGAUCAAAAUUGGAUCCUAAUUCGCUGAUGUCGCCGCCAUCUUGUUGAUACUUUGCAGUCAUCAUUUCGUUACGUUCCCAAGUGCCUUACUUUUUCGCACUAAGAUGCGCCCCUCGGCCACUAAUUCCUGUUUUGCUUGAAGGCCUUAAACAUCAUUCAUCUUCAGCAUAACUCUCAUCUCACGAGGCCUCUCAUCCUAGCUAGCCUGUCACUGAGAAAGCUGCACUCUCUGCCUCAUCCAUCCCACCAAGAAAUCACGCCCAGGUCCAGGAAUGAAGGGGUGGUCACUCACAUGUCCUUCUCUGCCCUUGGUAGAUACUGCACAGGAGUUGCCUAAGGAAGUGGACCAACGGGAGCAGGAGAUGUCAGGAGAGACUGAGGGAGAAGACGCAACACCGGAGGCUGCCACCGGGGGCAGCAGGGCUGAGGGAGGACAGGAGUUUUCUGUUAAAGAGGCGGAUUACUCCGAGGGCUGUGUCAAACUGAAGAUUGGGCUUGGAACAAAGCGGACGAAGAAGCCACCCAAGAUACUAGAGAACUAUGUGUGCCGCCCACAUAUAAGGACUUCACUGAGGCCAGGGCGUGGCAGUGGGAGUGGCAGUCAAGGUGGAAGAGGCGGGGCCAGGAAUGAGGUCACAGGAGCUAACAAAUCACAGAGCCCCAUGAGGAGUAAAGACAGGAAAGAUGCCAUGAUCUCUGACCCGAACUCCAGUUUGGCAUCAACAGCCCUGUCCUGCUUGCCAUCGCCAACAAACAUCGCGGACACAUCCACCACCACAGCCGAGGCUCCUGUGUCUUUGCCAGCAAAGAGGGCUCCUCCAAAAUUGGCACACAAGGCAGGGAUGAAGGACCAUUUCUUGGAGGGCCCCCCAAAGCUAAAUCAAAAUGGAAAUAAGUUAUCUGGUGCUGGCAAGACAGGAGAGUCCCCUCCCUCCAGUUCCCUGUCGCCCACCCCUGCUGCCUCCCCGCCUUCCCCUACCAAGCAGCACUCCACUGUGCAGGAGGGCGCCAAGGUCACCAAUGGGGACACUCCGAGAGACGAUAAGGCCACCAUCUCCAGCCAGGGAAGCUCAUCAGUGGGCGAGAAGCUCAACAAGCGCAAUGCCACCUCGAACAUCAGCCGCUUAAAACACCAGAAAGCCAGGGCCUGCAAACUGCACCAUCUCACAGAUUCCCACGUCUCCUCUGUGGGAAACAGCGCAGCCAGUUCUACCCCACUCCUCUCAUGCUCCAACCCUGCUCUCUCAGAUGCAAGCGUUGCUCCUGCUUCCCCCACAGACAUGGAUAAUGACCAGGGUAAGCUCUUGCCUUCUUCCCAGGGGAAGACUGGAGCUGCAGAGAAAGACAAGGCGGAGGGCACAAACAAUAGCAUCUCUCUGUCAGUGAGUAACACAGGCACUUCAUCAACCAUGACGGCAGCAAACAGCAAUAAGAGCUCUGGUGGUAAACCACAUUCCCAUGCGCUGUCCCCGAUGACCACCAUAAAUUCAGACCAAAGCAAUGGACAAGUGCCUGCGGGGGAAAGGGAUACUGCCUCCUCCCUGACCAGCCCAACCAGUGGAUGUAUCGCCAAUCUGUCUGAAGGAAGCCCUGGAUCUGUAGUGCAGUGGAAGGAUAAUAAUAUAGGUGUAGAUAAUCCAAAAGACUUGAGUGUGAAUAAGCCAACAGUUGCCUCUGAACAAAUGAAAGUAGACAGUGCUGGCAGCAGGGGAGCCUUGAGUGCCCAGGGCAGGAGGAGUGCCCUGCAGCAGGACUGUGUUCCGCCGGCCGCCUCCUCUAAAUGCCCCUCGCCCGAGCAGGACAGCAGGCCUCUGAAGAAGCGCAAAGGGCGCUGCCCCCGCUGGACACGGGCGGUGCAUCAGGCCCAGACUCCGGAGAAGAGUGCCAGCUUGGUAUCCAACAGCUCUUCCCCCCAGCAGGUAGCCAAACCGGUACCGCCCCGCCGGCCAGUUGGCAGACCACCCAAGUGCAGUCAGUUUCCUGUCGCCCAGCCAAAGAAGAGGGGGCGACCGAGGCUGAACUUGAGCAAAUCAAGCGCACCCACCGCGGCACCUGCAGGCCCUCACAAACACAGCGCUUCCCUGGCCAGCGCCGCGGAGGCUGAGAGGGGCAAGACGGCAACGUCCUCCGAGAGGAGCGUGACCCCUCCGAUCAGCCUGAAGAGGAAACGGGGUCGUCCAAAGCUUUUAUCUCCAACCCCCAGCUCGGAGCCACAGCCUCUCAAGUAUCCAUCAAAUGGAGACACACUCAGAGAUUCCCAAGAGGCCUGCGAAGGAAAUGGACAAUCCUGUUCAAAGGGCAGUGGGCAGCUAAUGAUGAAAUCUAUUAUUGGUAAGAUCAACAAAAUGAGGACAAAGAGACGGAAAUGGGUCUUAAAUCAGCUGUUAUCAGGACAGGGAGAAGGCGAGAGAGGGGAGUCGGCCAACAGAAAGAAGCCAGGAAGAAAGUGUGACUCAGACCCAUCUCCAGCGGCCUCCAUACCCUCUCUGGCAGCCUCCUUUGGUGGAAAACUGGGUCCACAAAUCAAUGUCAGCAAGAAAGGGACAAUCUACAUAGGCAAGCGAAGAGGACGCAAGCCAAAAGUGCCAAACGGGGAUUCCAAACUCGGCUUCUCUCAAGAUUACUCCCCGUCGCUGAGUAGCUUCAGCUCCAGCUCGCAGUCGGCCGAAACAAGCGGUCUCUUCAGCAACCCCUCUUCCAAAAACCAAAGUGCCAUUGCCCUGAACCAAUCAAAAGCCCUGUUUUCCCACACACCAUCUUCCACAUGUGCUACGCUUUUCCAAAACACUUCCUCUUUCUUGGCCCCCUCUCAGAAGAAGUCAUCCUCUUACAGGGAGCAGCACCAGCUACGGCACGACCGCAAAAUGUCCCUGUCCUCUUCCCCCCUGUCUGCAUCGUCACUGAAUGAGUUCAAAGACGCCACUGUCUCCCCCCUGAGUGAGACGUUGCCGAGCGACAGCAGCAUUGGGACGGACAACAGCAUGUCAGACUGGGUGGAGAGGGCGGCGGCAGGUGGCAGGGACGUCGGAGGGGUGACCUUGGGAAGAGGCGCGUCGAGUCUCGCCUCAGACGCCCGGUGCCCUAGGUGGACGUUUGGGGUCACCCCUCACAGGGGUCGUGAGAACUCUGUCACCAUAGCAACGGGACCAGCCCGUUACCCCUGGACCCAGCCGUCGAGGUCCCCUCCUGCCCCCGCAGGGGACCAGAGGGAGAAGCACAAACACAAGAGUAAGGGAAGAGUCCACAGGUGCUCCAGCUACAAGCUCAAGGGCCAGAAACACAGGUGCAAGAGGAAGUACCUGCAGCUGAAAAGCAGCCGGCAAGACCCAGACUUCAUGCUGGAGGUGGAGAAGCUCAUUGUGCGGCUUAGCAACAUUCACUUGGUCCAUCAGCGGAGCGUGCCCGAUGCCACGCUGGACGGGGAGGGAGGUGGUGCCAGCGGGGGAGGCGGCAUGGGACCCGGCAGGCACUCCCACCCCCACCACUGUAUGCCCCAGAACCUGCUGCCCACCAUCUUCCAAAUCAACUUCAGCGGGUACUACUCACCCCACCUGGCCUGCCCAUAUGACUCUCUGCACUACGUCAGGAAGCCAGACCUGAAGAAGAAGCACUCCGCGCACCCUGCCCAGUUCCGAGAGGUGUCUCCGUCCGAUGUCUCGCUUUUACAGGGUCUUGGGUUCCCUCUCUCCCAAACCGGGUACUACCGCACCCCUCACCGAAUCCCAUAUGCCUCCCCAGUGGGGUUAGGCUACUAUAAACGCUACCCCUCCAGUGAAGGCCUUUACACACAGUCAGAGCAUUCGCCCUCCUUCUCCUCUCAGGCCUCAUACACACACCCUCACCACACCUACCCGGUCUUCGUGCAUCCAUCAAAGCUGCACAAAAAGAAGCAUAAGCUGAUGAGGCAGGACUGUGGUGGGGAGGGUGUGCGUUCGCCUGUGAUGUAUCCAGGGUUCUCCUCCUCGGAGUCUACCUACUUCUGGCCCGGAGAGUGCAAGCGUAAACACAGGCACAGGCACGUGGAGGAAAGAGGGGGAGAGUGCGACGUUGCUGGUGGCACGGACAAAACGGAAACGAGAAAUCCGGAUUUUAAAGAGGCGAUGGGGUCUCAGUGGCGACACAGGUACGGCUCCUCGGUCAACCGCGGCUUCGUCCCUCCGUCCCCCGCCCCUGACUCCUCCUUCUCCUCUCCCUCCGUAAGCAAGAGCUGUGUGUUUAAGGAAGCCAGUCUGAACUGGAUGGGAUCCUCCAAGACAUUCCAGACUGCCAGCGGAGGCAGAGGAGGCUUCCUCCACAACAAGCCCUGGCUGAAAGGCGGGCUGCUCCCGAACCCCAGUGCAGAGCAGGCGGAGGGCAAAACGGGAGACUCCUCUCUCGACUCGGAGAGCGAGGAAGACCCCGAGUUGUCGUCGUCGUCGUCAGCGAGGACCGGCUCCGUGCCAGGCCUCUCCCGACCUCAGCACGUUAACCUGUUCACGAACGCCUUCAGCCAGGGGGCGGCCGCCAGGUUUGGCAGCUUGUCGGUGAGCAGCGGCAGCACAGAAGGGAUCUCGGGGCUAAGCCGGACGAGCAGACGAGAUCGGCCCACUCCAUCUAAAAGCAAGGAGACAGGGAGAGAAGCAAGCCCAGAUUCUGACUUGGCUGAAGUUUUAGAAAACGGGGUUCACCUGCAGCAUGGUGUCCAUCAGCGGAGGCCUUCUCUUGUCCACAGGCACGCCCAUGGAUACUCCUCCUUCACUGGGCAGCCCUCGCCUCCUGCUUCCGCUGCCUCUGCAGGUCUCAGAGGGACAAAGCUGUCCAGCUACAGGCAGGUGGGGCAGAACGCUGGCUUCCCAGGACCCCUGUCUGAGCCGACCCACUGUCCUUCCUCCUACGGGUCAAGGGUCCGGGCUGGUCCAGAGUGCGGCGCCAGGUCCAGUAGGACCAGCCUGGACCACCUUAACAAGAUUCUGCGCGCCAAGAAGAUGCAGAGGCAGGCGGUGACGGGCAACAAUGUGGUGAAGAAGAGAGGUCCGGGGCGGCCCAGGAAGUACCCUCUGCCCUGCCCACUGCCCCCUCCGCCCACCACCACACAGGACUCGCACCCUCAAUACGCCGCAAGAGGAGGAGGAGGUGUUUGGGAGGAGGUGGGUCCGGGCCCAGUCAAGCGAGGGAAGAAGACGAGGUGCUACAAGCGAGGAGGAGCGGAGGACAGAGAGGAGGAAGAGCGUCAUGAGCAGGACAGACGAGUGCGAGGAGGAGGAGGAGGAGGAGGGAGGAAGGCUGAGUUCCCCCUGGCGGAGCACCUCUCCAGCAAGAGUUUAGAGGGUGGAAAGUUCAAAAGUCAAACUUUCAUUGGUUCAGUCCCAUCUGAUCAAGCCCCACCCACACAGUCUGUCAGCCAAUGGGGUUAUGGAAUUCCCCAGCCACCAAAGAAGAAGUAUGAGAGGGCGGGUCUAUACUCUGAUGUGUACAAGACUGACGACCCGGAGACCCAGCUACGGCAGCUGCAAUGGGACACUCUGGAGUACAUCCCCGGCGAGCACGACUACGGCCUGCUGCCCGCCCCCAUACACGUGGGAAAGUACCUGAGGCUCAAGCGCAUAGACUUCCAGCUCCCCUACGACAUCCAGUGGCUCUGGAAACACAAUCAGCUUCACAGGAAACCUGAUCCCCCAGCAUACAGGAAAAUCACCUCAAACGUGUUUGUGGAUGUCAAGCCCAUCUCCGAACACAUGGCCACUCAGUGUACCUGUACGCCUCCAGAAAACAGUACUGCCAAAGGGUGUGUGGAUGGUGACUGCCUCAACAGGCGGAUGUGUGUUGAGUGUGCCCCAGGCGUGUGCCAGUGCGGCGAGCAGUGUGCCAACCAGGCCCUCCAGAGGCGCCAAGGCGUACGUGGGCUGGAGCGCUGCCGGGCGGAGGGCAUAGGAUGGGCACUCCGCACCUCCCAGCCCCUCAGGCCUGGCCAGUUCAUCACCGAGUACCUGGGAGAGGUGGUCAGCCAGCAGGAAUUCAGGAGGCGGAUGACUGCCCGUCGCUAUGGCCUCAGUCCCCAGUACAGUCUAACUCUGACCGGUGGCACGGUCAUCGACAGCCAUCGGAUGGGCAGCGAGGCUCGUUUCAUCCAGCACAGCUCUAAACCCAACUGUGAGGUGCAGAAGUGGUCGGUGAAUGGCAUCUAUCGGCUUGGUGUGUUUGCCCUAAGACACAUCAACAGUGGAGAGGAACUCACGGUCAACUACAACACAGACCAGGCAGAGGGCCAAGUGUGUAAGUACCACCUUGAUGAGAACGAGAGUCCCAGAGCUGACCUGGGGCAGCCUGCAGUCCCCAGCACCCAGAGAGAAGAGAGAGAGGACACACAGCUACAGAGACCAGCAGACAAAGACACACACACAAGCAGAAAGCAGGAAUCAUCUAUAGGGAGCUCCAGGUGUUCUCCCGGUCUGAGAAUGAAGACUUUACCCAGCAAGGACAGGGAGUUUGUGCUGACGCACGGCAUCUUCCUGGUCCGGAACUAUGAGGUGGUGCGGAUGAAGCAGGAGCUGCUGUGGAGAGAGGACGAGUGUGACCGGAAGAGACAGAGGGACAGAACAAAGGACAAAAACAGCUGGCCCAAGGACUGCCACAACGCCAGCUCCUGUGUCCAAACAGGCUCCCAGAAGCAAGAGGCGGAGGUCAGCGAGACUGAAAACCUCACACACAUUUGUAAGGAGAUCUGUGACAUCAUGACCAGAUACAAAGACUCAGCUGGUCAUAUCCUUGCUGCUCCUCUACUUAAUCUCCGUGCAAGGAAAAGCAGGAGGCUGCGGGGCGGCGAGUGCGAGUCGGAGCCUCUGGACCUGAGCACCAUGAAGAGGCAGAUAGUCUCGGGUCAGUACCGGAGCCUGGAUGCGUUUGACAAGGACAUGCUCAGAGUGUUCAUCAGCGCCGAGAAAUACUAUGGCAAGAAAUCAGCGGUGGGUCGUGAUGUGUGCCGAUUGCGCCGGGCGUACCACAGCAUUCGCCGCAACGCUGCCAUCCAGCUCAGCGAUGCGGAGACAGGUGCCGCCAGCAACACGACAACCGCCGGCACCCACGACUGUGACCCCAACGUACGCAGCUGUCACCAUAAUGACCAGCGGGACAGUGAGGACGAGGCCAUGGUUCAGUGUGAGCAGGGCACGCAGAGGGGUGAGGUGUGCUUCCCAUCCUCCCUGGUUCUCCACUCAGCUCUGGACCGCAUGGAGGCCCAGAAGAAACGGCUGGACAUGGUGGUGUGGAAGCUCCUGCAACACCAGCCCAGCACAGACAAGAGGCUCCCCACCAUGCCUCCUCCAAGCUGCCUCCAACCAUCCACCCAGCCGCCCGCCAGCUCCCCGUGUGGAGCAGACAACAAGAGCAUGAGGGCGGAGGCCAAGAGAACAGAGGGCUGAGGAGGAGGAGGACAGAACAUGAGGGUGGAGGCCAAGAGAACAGAGGGCUGAGGAGGAGGAGGAAGAGGACAGAAUGGUGGGGAAGGGGAUGUGCACUGUGUUCUCCACAAACAACACAGCAGUCUCUCUGGCAGCUCAAAAUGGACCAAUGGACCAGGUAGAGUAAAAUGACCAGGAUCCCAAUGCAAGACCCUAGAAAAGACAGAACAUGCACAGGUCAAACAUCUCGCCCCUGGGGAGGAGAAUGUGCUAUGUAAGUCCACCCUGGAUGUAUGGACAUAGGUCAACAGCCGUGGAAGAAGUGCACUCGCUGGCGUCAGUGGAUACCUGCAGCCACCUCUGGAUGUGGUGCCUUUCCCUUUGCACUAUCCUCUGCUUGGACAGACACUAUGGCCACAGCCAAUUUACGCGUUUAUACCCUUAAGCACCUUUUACUGCAAUUAAGCUAAUACAAGAUGUAACUAGUUUGCGUUUAAGCCAAACCAGAUUUUAAUGGGAAUAUUUGUACUUGUAUUUGAAUAUCUGAAUGUAUUGUUUAUGUAUUUGGUCCCAACAAAUUAUGCAAUUUUGGUCCAUGACCUAAACAGAUUGACAUACCAGCUAAAAAUAAGAGUAAAACAAUAUCUAACAGAUUAAAUGACAAUAUGUUAGUGUUCAUAACAGCUAAAAGAAAGGAAAUAUAACUUAUUGACAUGUAUGCUUAAGAAAUAGAGCUUUACUUUUACUGCAGUUUGCAUACUUGUAGUAAUAAUUGUAUGAAGCUACAUUUUAUAAUUUAAAAGCACUUAUUAUCUACACUGUAUCAUAUUUGGUUUCUUAUUAGAUCAAAUAUUUUUUGGCAGAAGGCAGCUGUAUUGUGUAAUGUCUAAUUGCCUUGAAUAUUAAGAUAUUAGGAGUCGAAUAUGUAUAAAAUGUUUAACUGUACAGUACAUACAUAGGAGUAGGACACAAGGUCAUAAAACAUGUUCCUUGCUCUUGUUUUUUUCUCUUUGGUCCAAUCCUACAGUCUGUUUCCAGCUAAGAACUUUUGCAGACAGUGUCAGCAGUACCGUCAAGCCUACAUUUAUGACAGCAUUAUGAAGAUAGGUGCCAAAUGUUAAAAAAGUUGAAUGUUCAAUAAAGAUUAUUUUGCCCUGUG
Messenger RNA from Alosa sapidissima (American shad), 8767 nucleotides. RefSeq names its product histone-lysine N-methyltransferase ASH1L-like. Bases 505 to 7629 code for a protein of 2374 amino acids. The record is from RefSeq and is a predicted model, not a curated record. Gene Ontology annotation, cellular component: nucleus. The transcript has 21 exons. Lineage: Eukaryota; Metazoa; Chordata; Actinopteri; Clupeiformes; Clupeidae. Gene Ontology annotation, molecular function: histone methyltransferase activity; DNA binding; protein binding.